AUGAAUUAAAUUGUUUUGAGUUUAAUGAUUAUUACAUUUACUUUAGCUUGCUCGCUAAAAUAAUUAUAAUGUGAAGACCUGCUUGAUAAGAUUUCAUGUGAUUCUGUAACAUCUCAUGUGGCAAUAUGUUAAUGGAAUCAAAACACUAGUUAGUGCUAAUUGUUUAAAGAAAGUUUUUUUAAUUAAGAAUAAUGCAAUUUUUAGAAUGAACAUGAUUGGGAUUCAAAAUGUAACUAAGGAAAAUUCAUGUAAUUUAUAAUCAUAUUUAAUUAAAGUGAAGAAAAAGUAUCUAGUUGUGAAGAUAUUACUUCAUUUGAUUUGUGCAUUAAAUUUUAUGCUAAUGGUUUUGGAUGCACUUGGAAACAUAAUAAAUGCAUAAAAAUAUCAUAAUGCAGUGAGAUCAAUGAUUUAAUGUAAUGUAGAAUUUCUAGAUUAAAAGAGAAGUAAUAAAUUUGAUAUAAUGUCAAGAUGUUAAUUAGUUAUAAAUGGUGAAUCAUCACAUAUGGAAAGAUAGCAUGUUUAUAUAGCAAAUUUGUUUCAAGAAUACGAAUGCCGAGCAAAGGAUUGUAAAUUUAAUUUAUUUUGGAAAUGUCAAAAUUUUGUGAAUGGGAGAAGGUGUUUCUAAUACUUUGAUGAAUGCACUUAAUGUUCAUAUCUCACAACUAUAUAAUCUUGUUUAGAUCCAAAUUAAUGUACUUGGCAAAAUAAUGUUUGCAGAAACAUAUUGUACUUAUAAUUUUAAUUAAAUAGAUGUUCUGAUUUAAAAGGUAAAUAAUAAUGUUAACUUAAACCAUUUUGUUAAUUUAAUGAUCAGAAUUUACAAUGUGAAACAAGAACAGACAAUUAAUUAUAUUGCUAUGCAUAUGAUAUACCAUCUGAUCCAAUAAAAUCAAAAAAAAAAGUUGAAAUUUGA
This is a messenger RNA of Paramecium pentaurelia, 913 nucleotides long. The record is from the annotation of a GenBank genome assembly. NCBI's taxonomy places the organism in Eukaryota, Ciliophora, Oligohymenophorea, Peniculida, Parameciidae.